Messenger RNA from Ceutorhynchus assimilis (cabbage seed weevil), 1807 nucleotides. Lineage: Eukaryota; Metazoa; Arthropoda; Insecta; Coleoptera; Curculionidae. The record is from the annotation of a GenBank genome assembly.
GAGUAGUUCUGAAACCGUUCUUGGGACUGUUUUUUGGCAGGCUGGAACACACCUAUUGAUUUAUUUGACAAAAAUGACAAUUCAUGUUUAAUUUUGAUAUGUGGGUGAUUAAUUUUUUUUCAAACAUUUAAAAAUUAGACUAAUUUAGACUUUCUUCCAAUUAGUUAAACGUUAUAAUCUAAUUAGUGUCGAGUAAUAGAGUAAAAAUGGCUGCCCCAGUAAUCCUGUCCGCCACCGCAAAACACACUGCAACGCUUAUUUUCUUGCAUGGAUUAGGAGACACUGGGCAAGGAUGGGCUCAAGCUAUGCACGCCAUAAGGGCCCCAUUCAUGAAAGUAAUCUGUCCCACUGCCAAAACAAUUCCAGUCACUUUAAAUGCAGGUUUCCGUAUGCCUUCCUGGUUUGACUUGAAAACACUAGACGAAUCUGGUCCUGAAGACGAAGAAGGCAUCAAAACUGCAGCCUCUGAAAUCCAGUUGUUAAUCGAGGAGGAAGUUAGAGCUGGUAUCCCAGCCAAUAGAAUUGUCUUGGGAGGUUUCUCGCAAGGAGGCGCUCUGGCUCUUUUCACAGCUCUAACUUAUCCUCAAAAAUUGGGUGGUAUUGUUGCACUUUCUUGCUGGUUGCCUCUAAGAAAAAGCUUUCCAGCUGCAAAGAAAUGUCCCAAUGAUAUUCCAAUUUUACAAUGUCAUGGCGAUUGCGAUCCAGUAGUGCCAUACAAAUGGGGCCAAAUGACUGCGUCAGCACUAAAAACAAUCCUCACUCAUACUGAAUUUAAAUCUUACAGCGGAUUAACUCAUAGUUCUAGUGAAGCUGAGAUGCAAGAUGUCAAAGUAUUUGUUAAUAAGAAUUUACCUAGUCAAUAGAAUUUUAGUUUAAAUUAAAUUACAUAUUGGUUUUGUUUGGAAGAACAUUUUUACUAAAUAGUUUGCAUUUGUUAGAAAUCUUUAACUUAACAGCAGCAUUCCUUCUACAAGUUUAGGCAAAAUGUUUCUUUUUCUGUUAGGCACUUUAGUUUUUCUGUUGAAUUAUUUAUUUAUUGAUAAUGUAAUAGAUAAUUAUAUAUGUAUGAACUAAAAUUAGUCCUUUGUUGUUGGGAUAAUUUAAAAAACAUUUUUGUUUUAUUAAAGGGCAAAGGCCAUGUAUUGGUGGCACCAUCUAGUGGCGAUCGUCUAAGCUUGAGAUUCUCAAGUUGUAGGUAGAAAUGUUUGUUGAGUCACUGUAUACCGUCUUUGGCGAUUUACAGUGACUCAAUUCUUUUCGAACAAUGGUGGCGACAACAGAGGUCCUACUGCCAUAUUCUCGUUAAUUUUAAAUAAAAAUCUAGAAUUAAGCAUAUACAGUAAGUCACUUCCUCGCCGCCAUAUUCUUGCUCAUUUUCAAUAUGAAUAUAAAAAAAAAAGUCUGUUUUUUUUUUAAAGAUAAUUCCCCAAGUCGAAAAUUUAGUAACUAUGUUGGCAGCACAAGCCUUUUCUACAUAAAAAUUUGAAAGCGACAAUUUUACAUUGUAUUGCCAACAUAAUGUCAUUUUGACUUUUAUCUUCAUUUCGUCAUUUUAUAGGAUUUUAAAGAAUCAAUCAAAAUAGAACGGUAAUAGUCGCCAUUGUGGUUUAUCGAGUCACUGUAGCGUCGGGAAGCCCCAUUUUUUCGUAUACGGUCAGAACGUUAGGUUGAUUCGGAAAAAUAGGGCUUGAAUAAAUAAAGUUUUUGAAUUUAAAAAAAAAAAUCGUUAUUCGUUAUUUCAUUUGCCAUCUUCUUUUAUAUUGCGUUUUAAAAGAGAGACACAUAGAUUAGUUCCAACAGAGCACCA